GAGCCCAGCGAUCCCCGCUCUAGGAAGAUCAGGUUGCAAUCCUGCCUUUGUAGCUUUACACCACACCCCUUCGGCGUGAAUUAGUAGGGGAGGGUCAUAUUCAGCUCUGAUUCGGGAAUUCCUUCUUUCUUCAAGAACUGUUGCUAGGAGUUGGGGAAGAUGAAAGGAAGGAAGAAGGGAUGUUCCUCACCUUCAGCCUUUAUGUUGCUGUUCUGCUGUGUCACCGGGUGUGCAGCUACUGGGUCGGAGGGCAGCGAAGAGGAGCAUGUUGUGGGCGCUGCUUUGCCCCCACUGAUACUUGGGCACUCGGUGUGUGCCAUGAAAGCAGAUGAUGGCCCGUGCAAAGCCAUCCAUGUGCGCUACUUCUUCAAUAUUCAAACCCGUCAGUGUGAAGUGUUUGAGUACGGUGGGUGCCACGGCAACGAGAACAACUUCCUGACGCUGGAAGAAUGUCAGAAGAAGUGUGUGGUAGCAGAAUUGUCUGGGAAGAAGGUGGCAGCACGAAUUAAGAAAGAAAAACCCGAGUUCUGCUUCCACGACAAAGACCCCGGAGUGUGCCGAGGUUACUUUACCAGGUAUUUCUACAACAGAGAGACAAAGUCAUGUGAAGUGUUCAAGUAUGGGGGGUGCCUGGGAAACCAGAACAACUUCAAGAAUUUGGAAGACUGCCGGACUACCUGCCAAGAAAACUCAAACUUAUUGCCAAUUGUUACAGUUGAAGAGCAUCCUAACACUGUGAACAGUAGUUCCCCAGCAGAAAAACCUGAAGAGCUCCCUGGGAUUUUUGUAAAUUUGUUGCCAACUGCUCCAAACGAGCAGUCCAACACUCUGAACAGUAGUUCCCCGAAGGAGGAGCACAACCAGUUUCCCAUUUUUUUUGAACCACCUCCUAUCCCUUCUUUCUGCAUGACCCCUAUGGACAGAGGACUUUGCAGAGCCAAAGAGUUGAGAUUUUUCUACAACCACUCGAGUGGAAGAUGCCACCCGUUCAGCUACAGCGGCUGUGGUGGGAAUGAGAACAAUUUCACCUCCAGAAAGUCGUGUUUGAGGAUCUGCAAGAAAGGAUUCAAUAAGAAACGAGGUGGAAGAAAGUUAAUAAAAAUCAAGAAGAAAAGAAAGAAAGAGUCAGUAAAGGCUCUGGGAGAGGAAAUCAUCCCUGAAAGAAUACAACUUUGAUUUUUAUGGAAACGUGAAGUAAACUGCUCUUCACCUGUGAAUGAAAGCCUUCAGUCUACAUCACUAAAAUAUAUUUACUGUCCUGAUUAUUUUGAUUAUAUAUUAUUAAGCUGCUUAAAUUUUUAUUAUGUAUUCCUCAUUCAUGUUAAUAAAUGUUACCUUUUACUUUGAUAAAGGCUUUUAAAUUGUAGUUUGGUUGUAUAUAAUUGUCAGAGCUGCAACAGGUCAACAGACUGUGUGAGUAUAUAACUCAUAAUGGUUAAAAUGUAGACAAGAUUCAAAUUCACUUUAUUACCCCAUUAUUCUUUUUUAAUUCUAUUUUUGUGCUAAAGAAAGCAUAAUGCCUGUCAAAGAAUCAUCACUUGUCAAACAUGAUUGUUUCAAUCCAUCAUUAAAAGAUGAGUCUGUGCUAUAAAGAGGAAA
This is a messenger RNA of Lepidothrix coronata (blue-crowned manakin), 1599 nucleotides long. It is a transcript of the gene TFPI, whose product is annotated as tissue factor pathway inhibitor. The record is from RefSeq and is a predicted model, not a curated record. Gene Ontology annotation, biological process: negative regulation of peptidase activity. Gene Ontology annotation, cellular component: extracellular region. Lineage: Eukaryota; Metazoa; Chordata; Aves; Passeriformes; Pipridae. Gene Ontology annotation, molecular function: serine-type endopeptidase inhibitor activity.